CAGGACUCCUGCAGGUGGUGAAGCAGUGUGUGAGAGUCCCCGUGUUCGUGAUGAUCCGACCUCGCGGCGGAGAUUUUCUCUACUCGGACCGCGGUGAAGUGAUGAAAGCUGCCAUCCGCCUUGCCAAGCUGCACGGGGCCGACGGGCUGGUGUUUGGGGCCCUCACUGAGGAUGGGCGCAUUGAUACAGAGCUCUGCACAGCGUUGCUGGCUGUGUGCCGUCCCCUGCCAGUCACGUUUCACCGAGCCUUCGACAUGGUACAUGAUCCUUUGGUGGCCUUGGAGACCCUGAUUUCUCUGGGAUUUGAGCGGGUGUUGACCAGUGGCUGUGACAGCUCAGCGCUGGAAGGAUUGUCCUUAAUUAAGAGACUUGCAGAACAGGCGAAGGGCAGAAUUGUGGUGGUGCCAGGGGGUGGCAUCACAGAGCGCAAUCUGCAGAGGAUUCUGGAAGGCUCCACUGCUUCUGAGUUUCACUGCUCUGCCCGCUCAGCCCGGGACUCAGGAAUGAAGUUCAGAAAUCCGAAUGUUGCCAUGGGAGCGUCCUUCUCUGCCCCUGAAUACUCCAUAAAGGUGGCAGAUGUGGCCAAAGUGAGGACCCUGAACGCGAUCGCAAAGAACAUUCUGUAGUGGAAGGCACCAUGCUGGGACAAGAGCGCUGAGACUCCAGGGUCUUCCCUGCCACAUGGACAGAUGGGUACUGCUUCCGUCCUCAGGCUGCAGAGGAUGUGAACUAGGCGAUGAAGCCUGACAUCUCUUUCCUUGUUGUCCCCUGAAUGACUAGUCCCUGGCCUGGAAACUUACGUUGGCCAUUUUAAAUAAAAGGACUCGUUCCCAGAUGUUGCGGCAACAAGCUGUUCAGCAGUAUUUGGGAGGAAGGGAGCUGGGCAAGUAGGGGGACUGAACUGUGUAGCACUGCAUGUGAUUGUCAAAUAAACACUGCAGCUGCCCCCCUCUU
Messenger RNA from Pterocles gutturalis (yellow-throated sandgrouse), 954 nucleotides. It is a transcript of the gene CUTC, whose product is annotated as cutC copper transporter. The record is from RefSeq and is a predicted model, not a curated record. Gene Ontology annotation, molecular function: copper ion binding. Lineage: Eukaryota; Metazoa; Chordata; Aves; Pterocliformes; Pteroclidae.